GUUCCACUCGAUAUUCUAGAGAGCUACACUUUAAUCUCUCGAUUUUGUUAGAAAAUGCUGUUUUGCCCGAGCUGCGCAAACCUGCUCGUCAUCUCCACUGAAACUGGCUACAAUAAGUGGGCAUGCAAUACCUGCGCGUAUGAGUUCCCCAUAACAAAACAGAUGACGUCAAGGACGCGUCUAGAGAGGAAGCAGGUCGACGACGUGCUUGGUGGGGAUGACAUGUGGAAGCAUGCCGAUUCCACGGCGGCAUCAUGUCCAAAAUGUGACCACGGCCGCGCGUAUUUCUACAUGCUACAGAUUCGUUCUGCUGACGAACCCAUGACGACGUUCUUCCGCUGCGCGGCCUGCGGGCACCAAUGGCGAGAAAACUAG
This is a messenger RNA of Phanerochaete carnosa HHB-10118-sp, 375 nucleotides long. RefSeq lists its product as uncharacterized. Gene Ontology annotation, biological process: termination of RNA polymerase III transcription; regulation of DNA-templated transcription; DNA-templated transcription. Bases 55 to 375 code for a protein of 106 amino acids. Lineage: Eukaryota; Fungi; Basidiomycota; Agaricomycetes; Polyporales; Phanerochaetaceae. Gene Ontology annotation, cellular component: RNA polymerase III complex. Gene Ontology annotation, molecular function: DNA-directed RNA polymerase activity; zinc ion binding; nucleic acid binding. The record is from RefSeq and is a predicted model, not a curated record. The transcript has 5 exons.